GAGUUGAGUGAAAAGGAGAGAAGAGAAUAAGUGCAAGUUAGUGCAGCCAGUUCAGCAAUAAAAAACAAACCUAAUGCAUUAGCAUGAUCAUGUUGGCGAGCUUGGCGCAAGCGCCCGAGUAAAUUCGAGUAAGUACCAAUUGCGAAUGGCCGGGAACGCGCCGGCGAAGAUGCAGGAAGAUGGCGGCGGCAGAGUCAAACGAGACAAAAUGCAUCGACGUUUCGUGCGCUGAAAAUGCGACGGGCAAGGAGCCGGCCGCGGCGAUUCCGCGCCGGCAGACCGAGCGGUAUCAAUUUUGCACAACGGAUCUGCUGUACUACGCGUUUUCGGUCAGUUUCUUUUUCGCGGACGUAGCAACAGACAGCAUUGUAUUUGUGGAAUACCUUUUGCAAGGCCACAUAGAGUGGGGAUGCUUUGCAAUAGGUUUUACCAUCUUACCCGCUUGUGUUACUCAACUAUUUAGUUUGAGAUGGCAUCGCAGCGACGGCUCCUUGAAGACUAUUCACUGGUUGUUGCACUUUUUACUCCUAGGCUUUUUGCACAGGUACUUGACAUUGUUUUAUACUGCAGUGCAUUCUCUAAGAAAUAAGUCAAGCUUUAGCAAGGACAAGAAUUGGGUAUACCGGCAAGAGAGUGACAUAUGUAUGUUGCAUUUGUUUGAAUCAUUCAUGGGAGCUGCGCCACAAUUGAUACUGCAACUGUAUAUAAUUGCAAUAUUACAUCAUGCUCCACUUUGGACAAGUGCGUCCGCUAUAGCCUCCUUUUGUUCUCUCACGUGGGCCGUCAGCACAUACGUGAGAGCCAUGCACAAUAUCAACCGGGAGCGUAACAACGCGACCUGGGUGGCGCUCGCUCUUCAGGCUCUGUGGCGUAGCGGUAUGUUGCUGUCGAGAAUCGGAGUUCUGGUGCUGGCUGCCGUCUUCCUGAGAGCGUGGUUCUUAUUAUUUCUGGGUCUGCACUGGUUGUUCAUGACGAUCUGGGUGAUCUUGCAGAACACCGAGUUCUGUCCGACCGUGUGGGAGGAGCGCAUCUAUAACUGCAUCAUAGGACUCAUCUACUGCUUCGACUUCUUCAAUCUGUGCGACGGCAGGUCGCGUUAUCGCGUGUUGGUGUUCUACACGGUGAUCGCGCUGCAGAACUUGGUCUUCCUGGUGAUGUACGCGUUGCGCUUCGUCGACUCGAUCGCUGUCGACACGAUGAUCGCGAUCGCGAGCGCAAUAGUCGGCGGGAUGCUCAUCGGCUUGACCAGCAUGCUGUUGUACUAUAGCAAGUUCCAUCCGUCGAGGACGUCGGCGACAAGGGAUAUUCGCCGGGACGUCGACGAGCAUCUCGCCACCGCCAAGACCGACACACCCAGGUCCUUCAAGUUGUUCCACCGCGGCUCCUUGGUGUCGUUGCACCACUCCAUCGACAUCUCGCCGAGAGCCACCAUCUCUGAGGAGGUGGCCACCGAUAAGCAGUCCCUGCUGACGAACGUCGCGCAGAUCUCCGACUGCGCGGAAGAGGGUAUCGUCAACUGCAACUACAAUGCGGAGAUCGAGUCCGUGCGCGUCUCCACCGAGUGCGAGAAGCUGCACGGUCGCGCGCACAAAGAAGAAACGUCCACGACAAUGGACAACGCGGACAACACGCUUUCGGUGAGCGCGACAUUGAGCACUUUAUACCAGGGCUUACCCGACACCGACGACGCGGAGGCUCAUCAUCGCCAGAAACGUAGGGGCAUCUGCUUGCCCAUCACACUAGACACGGAGAAGAAAACUCUGCCGGAAGUAGACGUAGACAUGGACGUCGACGUAGACAUAUGCUUGUCAUCGCGGAAACGUCGCGGCAUCUACGAGCACGGUAUCGCGACGCAACUGGACUGGCUCUGCCCGGACGUGUCGAGCGUCGACUUGAACCUCGACGAUGGCGAGUGGAACAGCUCUUUCAUGUUGGACUCUUGCAGCAAAGUAAUCGGUGCGCUGGACGCGAUAAAGAACCGUGGCAGGCUGACGACCCCGACGCAGCUGGAAGGCAGCAGGAUCUUCGACAUAGAGAAGGCGUCCAAGGACUUGCAGCAACGGGACGAGACGAUGAGCUGUGUAACGUCGAUCCACGAUUACGAGAAUGUGUGUCCGCUGGGGAUCGCCCGACCGCCGUGGUGCAUCCGCAGCUGGAAAGGCUACACCGACAUCGAGACGUAUAUCCAUGACGACAGCGUGGUGCGUGAUCGGCGUCGGGACACACUCACCAGCACCACCGGCACCACCUACAGCUCGGAGUACUCGGACGGCGUAUGCGGUGCCGGAUCGUUGACUUCGCGCGGGAUCCUCAAGCAGGAUGACUACGCCGACACGUUGGUGUACGAUCUGGCGGAAUCGUCCAAGGACGAUAAGUCGCUAUACGAUCGUGGCGACAGGGUAUUCGCGAAUCGUACGAGCAUCGACGACCAGAACGCCCCCACGUUGUACAUCGCCAAGCCGGUGGUGAUAGACGACCGGGGUGGCAUGCUCGCGUUGGACACGAUACUGGAGGAACGCGACGAUUCGGCGACGUCGUCGUCGGAGGAAGGCAAGUUCCAACGUGUCCAAGACGUCACGCGCGACUCCGCGAGCACCUUGGUGAGCACGAUCGACCAGAUCAGGCGGUACACGGCGGAGAAUUCGCCGCGGCACGUCUACCACACCACAGGUACGCAGUGGGAGGACCUGAACCCGAAGAAUCUGAUGGCACGAGCGCGCUUUGCCAAGGUGCUGUUCGAUAACGACUUGAAGACCGGCACGGUGCCCGGUCCAGUUGGCGAGCUGUCGCCGUCGGAUGACCCACGCGUCGUCGACAAGCGCGAAAUAGACGCGAUCAGGGAGUUCGUCAAGUGCUGCGCGAUCGAGUCCAUCAAGAAGACGCCGCUGAUAGACGCUAUUCUGUCGGACUCGCCGAUUUUGGGCAGCAGGGGCAAGCUCGUGCGGCAAGUGACGUUCGCGGACUGCAAGGACGACUUCGACGCGAACGAAAGCGACUUGUACGUGGAGAUGAGUCCGUUGGUAUCCGUCGAGAACGGCGAGAACUCGUGCGCCUCGAAGCUCGUUGAUCUGAAGAGUCCCAACGAGCUGGAGUUACCUGCCAAGAGGAAUCUGCCCGCGACGUCGAAGAAGUCGCCGGAGCUGUCAGACAAGGAAAAUCUGGCGCCGGUCUCAUCGUGCAAGAGCAGGCGCUUCAACAACAACGACAGUGACGACAGGCGUGCCUGGACUAUAGACCGGGACGACAAGGCUGACAAGUCCCUGUGCAAUGUGCGUUUCAACGUGAAGGAGAAGAGGCAUAUAUUUCUCGAGCAGGUUCUCUCGCCGCCCAAACUCUGGAACAAACGGAUCUCCUCCUUCCACCCGAGCACUAAGAAUUUAUAAUCGAGUGGAUUUCCGCGGAUUUCUUGUACUUGAGGAGAGUUAAGUACAUCGGCUCAUUGCGAGGCACCAAAAAUCUCUCAAUUUUGGAACGAGACUCUGCGAUUUUCGCACUGUUGCGUCUGAUGUCGGUUUGAUUCGGAAAUCUUUUCUCAAAGAUGAACAAAUGAUCAACUUCCAGAUGUUCCACAAGUUUUCAAAAGUGUACUCUGUGGGGGAAGACUCUGGAUGAUGACGAAUUGAACGGCAGCUCAUUGUUAUUUUGCUCAAAUAUUUUGUAUUUAUGUUUUAGGAAUUUACUCUCGUGUUACAAGCUUUUACAACGAAAUUUAUUUUACACGAUAUGUCAUGGUAUUAAGUCUUAUUUCAUCAAGAUGUCACAUCUUUAUAUACGCUUCUACACAUACAUAUACAUAUACAGAUCUAGAUAUAAGCGCGAAUCAGGGAAACAAUUUAUAUAUAAACAGGAACAACACGCCACAGUACAAAGACUGCAGUAAUCUUAUGUCACUUGUUAAUAAGGCACAUUAAUAAGGAACGUUUUAUCCAUGACUUUAAGCUGCAUCGCGUUUAUCCUCGCGAGUGACGAAAUGAACGCGAUGUCAGCGUGUGAUAUGCGCCGUCCGACAGUUGUGUGGUGAAACUAUUGAAGUCCGGCAUUGCGUCUACUUCCGACGAAGUAGAUAACGCUUUUGCGACUAGAUAAGUGUAUAUAAAAUGACUUAUUAUAUAUAUACAUAUAUAUAAGAUUAUUUUUUUACGCAAUUUUAUUAUAUAGAAUAAAGACUCUAUGUGUAAUGAGAAUGUAAAACA
Molecule: messenger RNA, 4193 nt
Organism: Harpegnathos saltator (Jerdon's jumping ant)
Lineage: Eukaryota; Metazoa; Arthropoda; Insecta; Hymenoptera; Formicidae
Exons: 5
Coding region: 180-3383 (1067 amino acids)
Cellular component (GO): membrane
Source: RefSeq, a predicted model, not a curated record